CAAAAGACGAGGUCGGGUUUCCAGAUCUGUUCGCUUGUCGUCGUUAAGCGUCAGAAACUCUCGCGCUGUGGAUUCCAUCGUAAAAAUAUUCUUUGGAGCAGCCUAGUUAUCGAUUCGCAGCGACAUGACUGGCUUUAUUUGGACUAGGAGAUGCCUUUCUCUAAUUCUUGUGUUUGUAGUCUUUAUUGCCUACGUAGGACUGACUCAAGCUGCCAUGAUAGACUGGGUAAACAGAUGCUGCAUCAAAGGAAGACAAAAAGCAGAGAACUUCAAAGGUCAUUUUGAGGUUUGCAACAAAGAUGACUUAGACAGGCGCACCUUCACAAGUGUCAUGGAUAGGAUGGUGUGUCGAAUGUCUGAGAGAGUCUGUUGCGUCAAAGAACUACAAAAAGUAGCAUGUGAACGCGGCAAAUACCAGGCGUUCCAAGCAAAGUCCUGUGCUCGACCUCACGGGAAUGCUGGUGCUGAUCGUUACAUUGAGUGCUGUGAUUGUUGUGCUCUGGGUAUCAAGGCUCGUUCAGUUGGAGUGGGCUGUGAUACGGUCAAGUGGAAUGAUCCAUGUAAAACAGUUUACCAGGAAUGCUGUUCUGGCCAGAAAGUUACCGCAUCGCCCUACUUGACAUUAUCACCUCCGAUUUUGACUCCUGCACCGUCUACAAAACAACCAAUAGCACAAAGGUGUGCUGCGGGUGUUUGUCAGCACAUCUGUCGGGAAGACAGCUCAAGAAACCCUAUUUGUUACUGUCGUAAUGGUUACUUUAUUGCCAGUGACAGCAAAAACUGCCUUGACGUCAACGAGUGUACGAUGAGUACUCCGGUGUGUUCAGAUGACCAAAAAUGCAUCAACACAGAAGGCUCUUACAGAUGCAUCCCAAAAUCAAAGCCAACACCUACCUUGCUGGCUGCCUGUUCUAAUGAUGGAUAUGAACUGGUACGAGGAUCCUGCCAAGAUAUCAACGAAUGUGAACGAGGUACCUCUACCUGCAGUAGCGAACAGACGUGUGUCAACACCAUUGGUUCAUAUCGAUGUACUUGUGCGCGAGGUUAUGAAGUAUCUGGCCAAAGAUGUGUCGACAAAGAUGAGUGCAGAACAAGUGAGGCACGAUGUCCUCCUGGUAGUGUGUGCAGAAAUCUACCUGGCACCUACAUCUGUUCAAGACCUAACCAAUGUCCGGCUGGUAAACGAAAAACGGCAAGUGGUUGUGUUGAUAUCGAUGAAUGUGCCGGUGGUAAUUCCCCGUGCGGUAGCGAUACACGAUGUAUCAAUACUGAUGGCUCCUAUCGCUGCGUUCCAUGCGGGAAAGGAUUCCGAGCAGAUAACAACAGAUGUGUAGACAAAAACGAGUGCACAAACGGAGAAGCGCGCUGCCCCCAGAGAACAGUCUGUAGAAACACACCGGGAUCGUAUACUUGUACUCGUAUUACAUGUCCAGCAGGAAAACGAUCAACCGCGAGUGGUUGUGUUGAUAUCGAUGAAUGUGCAACAAAUCUCGCUAAAUGCACUGGCAACAGAAGAUGCAUCAACACAGACGGAUCCUAUCGAUGUGCCCCAUGCCCCACGGGUACUCGGGCAGAGAAUAACGCGUGCGUUGACAUUGAUGAGUGUGUAAAAUACAAAAGUAUAUGCCCGAGCGGAAAACAAUGUAAGAAUGAAAAAGGUUCCUACUCUUGUCUUUCUCAAUCGCAAUGUCAAAAUGGGUAUAAACUGGUGAAUGGCCGUUGUGAAGACAUUGAUGAAUGCGUUGAAUAUAGAGUCAGGUGCCCAACAGGCCAAGUUUGUUCCAAUAUUCGUGGUUCGUACCGAUGUGAAAGACGUCAGCAAUGCACCUCGGGAUAUGAGUUUAAGAAUGGUCGUUGUCUUGAUAUAGACGAGUGUACUAUUUCUAAUGCUUGCCGCUCUGCUGGCCAACGAUGUGAAAACUACGCGGGCUCAUAUCGCUGUGUCGACGUCGUUUCCCGCUCGUGUUCACGUGGUUACAAACUUGUCGAUGGAAAGUGUGUGGUCUCUGACGACCCCUGCGCCGAUAUCCUAUGUCCAAGUGGAUAUGAAUGUAAACUCAAAUCCAACAGACCGGUUUGUAAAGAUAUCGACGAAUGUCUUAGAAACCCGUGUAAACGCGACGAAACGUGCGUCAACAAACCUGGUACUCACCUGUGCGUAUGCAAAUCUGGUUACGAAAAAAACCAGUUUGACCGCCAAUGUAGGGAUAUUAACGAGUGCUUUAGAGGAUAUUGUGAACACAAUUGCGUUAAUUCACCCCCUGGAUCAUUCACGUGUUCCUGUCAUCCAGGCUUCAGGCUGGAUAUUAACAAAAGAUCAUGCAUUGAUAUUAACGAGUGUGCGACUCAAAGGCCUUGCCAGAAUGGCCGUUGUACUAAUACGCGAGGCAGCUACUACUGUUCUUGUCAUCAGGGAUUUAGGCUAACUGCUAAUGGCCGCUGCGAAGACAUCGAUGAAUGUAAUGCAAACGUCUACGGAAGGCCUUGUGAAUAUAACUGCACCAAUAUUGUUGGAAGCUACAGAUGUGAAUGUCCAUCAGGAUAUGAACAAACAGCCGAUAGACAUUCAUGCCGUGAUAUUGACGAGUGCAAACAAGGUUCAGCAAUCUGUGGUCGUGGGACGCUCUGCCGUAACACUAAUGGCCACUACCGAUGCAUUCCAUUCUCCUGUCCUCGGCCCUAUUAUUCAUUGCAAGGUGAUAGUAAAUGUCUGCGCAAUUGUCCUGAAGGCGACCGAGCUUGUUCGCAAUUAAAGGACAAAGUGUAUCAGUUCUGGACCUUCAAUAUCGUAGUUGGUUCACCACCAGGGAAUAUAUUCGCCUACAAAAUAAUUGCUCAAGGCUACAGGAAGCCAGAUAUUCGGUAUAGAUUCCGGAGAGGGAACGAACUAGGUCAUUUUGAGAUCAAACGCGUUGGUGCCGACCAAGCCCAGAUAUGGAACCGCAUUACCUUCAGACAAAGGCAUGAUUAUGUCUUAGAAUUUGUUGGAGAGUUGUUUGAUGGGGGAGACUUGAUCUCUAGAUACGUACACACUCUUUAUGUAUUUGUCUCGGCGUAUAGAUAGGUUGGUAUAAAUAACUAGCUCUAGAUCUAGCUAGGCUAACCAGCUUUACUUGUUAGUUAGGCGGCAGUAUUAGUUAAAGGCAAUCCUUGCUAAACCGAUAAAUGAAUGACUGCAUUUGCAGUUAACGUGUUCAGCAACACCUGACAAUAUUAGGGAACACAUUAAAACRAAAUAAUGCAACGACUUUUUUCCCACUCAUAUAAAAUCUGUAGUAAAGAAAGUAGCAUCAUUAUGAUACCAUGUGUAAACCAAAAGAUCGAUGUCACGACGUGUAACGAAUUUCUGUUGUAAUGGGGAAACAUUAUAUGAUAAUCUGUAUAGGAAAUCGCACGAUAUUCUCGUACAAUUCGGAAUUUAUAGGUACGAGUUAGUGAUGGUUUUCAAAAUUGAAAGAGCCUUCAGGCCAGUCCAGUUUGAGAACUUUCAUCACGAGUAUCUAUAAAUUCCGAAUUGUACGAGAAUAUCGUGCGAUUGUUUAUAAUCACACUCAACAAAAUUGAGAAACUUAAUUGGGACUCUACAAAGUACGAUUUUGGAUUUAAUUGUACUCCUAUUGUCCAAUCAGAGCCAAGUAAAUUUGUUGAGUGUAUUAUAUGAUUUGAAAUCCGAACAGCCCGAUGAACACACCAAACUUAUGUUACAAGAUAUUAAAAAUAACGUAAAAAAAGCAAUUAUAGGUAAAAAAUAUACAAUAGUGAGUUUUAAUUAACUCCAACAGUUGUUGGCUGUUUGAUGCCACUGAGACGUCAGCAGAUAAGACCUAACACAAAUAGGAGAAGCCUCGCGUCAUCAUGAGGUACAAUGACUCAAAAGGGGACAUGUUAUAAGUUAGACGACUUGCUGCAAAUAAGAAACUAGUUCCUGCAUGGGUGCUAGACGAGCUGCUACAAAUACAAAACGAGUUGCUGCAAGGUAGACGAGUGCUGCAAAUAAGAAACGAGUUGCUGCAAAAAAGAAACAAGCUGUUUCUCAAGUCGCAACUCGUCUAACAUGCAGCAACUCGUCUAACAUGCAGCAACUCGUUUAUCUUUUGCAGCAACUUGUUUAUUAUUUGCAGCAACUCGUCUAUAUAACAUGCGACAACUCAUUUCUUAUUUGCAGCAACUCGUCUAACAUGCAGCAACUCGUCUAACAUGCAGCAACUCGUUUCUCAUUUUCAGCAACUCUCAAACGUGCUGCAUGUCCCUUAUGGGCCAACGUGCGUAAGUGAGGGGCCCUCAGCUAUAAAGUGAUCGGUGUGAUUCUAAAACAUGGUGCCUAAAAAUGGUUCAAAGAUAACUAUAUAAAAAAAAAGAUAACUAUAUGGAUACUGGUUUUUGAUUUAAACAGAAAGCAUCAUGUCGUGCCAAGUUUAUCAACACCUUCUUAGCAUCACUAACGCAUGCAGACUUCAUGAACUCGAGUCUCUUAUCGUACGUAGUCUUGUCUGUAGGUGGAGCUGAAGGAAUCCUUUGAUAGCAGAUCCAGAAGAUCAGAAGUUUUCAAUCCAUUUUUUACUGGAGGUAAAAUAGGAAAAGGCUUCCAAACUGUGACAAUCUGCGGAUUGAAUCAAAUAAAUGAAUGUCAAGAAUAGGACAAAUGGCCAUCUUAAAA
Molecule: messenger RNA, 4657 nt
Organism: Actinia tenebrosa (Australian red waratah sea anemone)
Lineage: Eukaryota; Metazoa; Cnidaria; Anthozoa; Actiniaria; Actiniidae
Cellular component (GO): extracellular region
Molecular function (GO): calcium ion binding
Source: RefSeq, a predicted model, not a curated record